GGGGGGCAUGAUGGUGGACGGAGCGGGUGCCGUGGCGAUAGGGUUGACGAGCAUGUGGACGACGAUUUUAUGCUCCGUGGUCGCUACGUUUUGAAGCGGUUGAGACACGGGGGUAGGCGGGAUGACAGUAUUGCGUCUUGUGUACGCAGACGUCGUGUCCACAUUGCGAUCGACACGGGGGCACGUGACAUGCGGCAGGACCCGGUUGCCGUGUCAGAGGACGAGAUGGGAGAUCCUUCCAACGAGACGCAGCGCGACCCGGUUCAUGCAGAGAAGCUAGCCUCGAACACUGAUGUGAUAGUGACGGAGGAGGAUACAGGGUUCAGGAUCACUCAUAUCCGGUCGCCAGCGCCGGUUGUUAGCACAGAGGAGGAGACGGAGUUCGGAGGACCCGGUCCACUCCGCCAGGCGCAGACUCGGUGCACUCCAGCAGGCACCCCAGUCCACUCCACAAGAGCGGGUUUGGAGGACGGCGAGGCACGAUGUGAGCCGCCUCCUCACACGAGUGACGGGGGUCUAGAGGAGGGAGAGGUUGCACCCACUCCCACUUGUGGAAARGACGGGGAGGACGAACGUCCUCCGACGGACCACCACGUCGGCCUCGACUGCCYGCCCGACAGUCUUCCGCCCACCGACGAGCUAUUCACCAUGGAUUCCGCCUUGGCAUCUCURCCCGAUAUAUCGCUACUGAUAUCUCCCACUUUGCCGGUUGUGGCACCACCGGAGCCUGCUAGACGAGAUGACGCGCGUCGUGACAGAGGGUUCGACGAGUUCGGCGGSGACACGAUACUGCAUCCUCCAGAGUCCGGCACUCCCGCCAUUUUUCAUGUCGGUGCACCGUGGGCGGUGGAGCAGGGGUUGGCGGAGGAGGUAGCACGGAACCGUCGUGGUGGACCGCACGUCGCAGCUCAACGUAGUCUGAAAGGUUCACUAGAGGCAGCGUCUGGAGAUUUUUUGGUGCAGGGGGAUCAUGGUUCGCAGCUGUUAUCGGACGGCGUGUCAUUAGUCCAUCCACCAGAGAAGGGCCCGCAGCAAGAGCCACAUCGAGGGCCAGUGGAGACUUUAGAGGCGAGGCCUCUCGGAGUUAUCCGCUCGGACGGAGGCGAGGGCGUGAGCGAGGAUACAGCACAGCCAGGGAGCGUAGAUGGUGGACGGUCCUUCAGGGGGGGCAUCAAGCGCAGAGGGUCAUCGACCACACACCCCAGCAUUGUCAGGCCCAACAUACAUGACGUUGGAGACGAGCACACAGAUGAGCCUCGACCGCAUUUGACGGGGAUGCGUGACAUUAUGUGUCCACCACCCUCACGCCCCUCUCCCGCUGAUCCUGCCGCCCACGGGCUGGCCGCGCCGAGCGCAUUGCCUACGAGGUCUUUCUACGACGGUGUGGGCAUGGAACAGAGGGUGGGCGAUAUCGGACAGACAUCAGCAUAUGGACCGGCAGAUGUGCCCACGGGGGCGCGAUCGAUCGGCAACGUCGAUGGCACUUGUCAUGAUUCCAUGAGAGCUUACGAGGAGCAGCAUGGGAGGCCUAUACGGGCCAAGACGAGCGACGUCAACGACACCAGGACGGCAACUGCGAGGCUGUCACGGGCGAGGAAGAAGGGAACAGGUGUGUCGAUUCCGUAUCACCGGCGCCGCCUGCAUCCUUUUUUCCGCAACAGGGACGAGACCAGACAGAUGCCAGCUGCCGCAGAUGGACAGGGGGGGCGGAGGGAGGUGACAGAGUGGACGAAGCAGGUCGAGCACUAAAAGAAAUAAUUAGUGCCUUCCUACCGUUGGUCGCGAGAGAAGCGGCUUACGGAACCCGCGCAGUCAUGCAUUGAUCGCGUUGGAGUUCUGAGGGAUCAACCCGCGACUCAGUUUCAGCGGACUUCAUUAACAAAAAUACGAGGCGCCUAGCUUUUUCGAGGCUGCCAUACCGACUAUCGGUUAAUGUCGUGCAACAUAAGGCAUAUGGCAUGCACAGUGCACAAAUCUAAACACUCUUGCAUUCUCGAACAAAAUCCAAUCGAACGC
Molecule: messenger RNA, 2016 nt
Organism: Chara braunii
Lineage: Eukaryota; Viridiplantae; Streptophyta; Charophyceae; Charales; Characeae
Source: the annotation of a GenBank genome assembly